This is a messenger RNA of Gastrolobium bilobum, 1569 nucleotides long. RefSeq lists its product as uncharacterized. The transcript is spliced from 5 exons. The coding region runs from base 1 to 1482 and encodes 493 amino acids. The record is from RefSeq and is a predicted model, not a curated record. Lineage: Eukaryota; Viridiplantae; Streptophyta; Magnoliopsida; Fabales; Fabaceae. Gene Ontology annotation, biological process: chromatin remodeling. Gene Ontology annotation, cellular component: cytoplasm.
AUGCUUUGUGGGUCAGCAUCCAAAGAGUUGGGUGAAAUGGAUUUUGUGGGCAGAGUUUUAGUUCAACACUUCCCAUUUAGAGCAUUAUAUGGCCGCGACCCUUCGGUUCUGAUUCAAUUUGACAGAGGUAGUACUCAGUCAGAAACAAUGGAUCAACUCAUGCAAGCACAUGAUGCUGUUCUUGUUGAACUGAAGCAAAAUUUAUCUAAAGCCCAAGAAUAUAUGAAGAAUUGCUUGGCAGAAUCAUUGGAGUUGUACGUGCAACCUGAAGAUGUGAUUGAUAGUAGGAGGUUGUUAAAUGGACAAUUUGAGAUUUUGGUCACAUGGACUGGGCUACCAGAUUGUGAAAAUUCCUGGGAACUUCUGGACAAUUUUCAGGUACAAUUUCCUCAUUUUCACCUUGAGGCCAAGGUGAAUUUUAAGGAGGGAGGAAUUGGUGAGAGGCUGCAGAAGGUUUAUAAUAGAAAGAGAGACCAGUGGGAGGUCAUGUCAUUCAAGUUUAAUGAUUCUCGAAGAUAUAGACGAAUAGUUGGUUCUAUUGCUGGUUCAUGUAUUACUUCUGCAAUACCUCUUCUAGCUUCAUUCAAGAAAGAGAUAUGCUUGGCCGCCCUAGAUAUUAUUGAGGAUGGCAUGUCGGCAUUAGCCAAAGUAGAAGCAGCUUAUAAUCAUGAAAAAGAAAUUAAAGAGGCAACAGAAGACGCGCUACAAUCACUGUCAUUGUACCAGCUUAGGGAUACUUUGGAUGCAACUGAGGAAGGAGCUGACGAAAACCGGCUGCUUCCUGCAAUGAAUAAAAUAUGGCCAUUCCUGAUUACUUGUAUUCAGAACAGGAACCCCGUGGCUGUUCGGAGAUGUUUGAAUGUGAUAAGCAAUCUAGUGCUAAUCUGUGGAGGAGAUUUCUUCACACGUCGUUUCCACACUGACGGGACACGCUUUUGGAAACUUCUGACCACAUCCCCAUUUCGGGAAAAGUCCUAUUUCAAAGAUGAGAAGACCCCUUUGCGACUUCCUUAUAGAAGCAGUUCCAUAAGUUCAGAGGAUUCAUUGGCUGAGACUUCCUAUCUUAAGGUUCAGAUUGCAAUGCUUAACAUGAUUGCGGAUUUAUGCCGUGACAAGAGGAGUGCCCCAGCAUUAGAACUUGUUCUGAAGAAGGUAAGCGGUUUAGUUGUGGGGAUAGCUUGUAGCAGUGUUGUUGGACUUCGGGAUGCUUCUCUGAAUGCCCUCCAUGGGCUUGCGUCUAUUGAUCCUGAUCUUGUGUGGCUUCUCUUAGCUGAUAUCUACUACACUGUAAAGAAGACAGAAACUUUGCCUCCACCGAGACCAGAUUUACCAGAGAUCUCUGAAAUUCUCCCUCUUCCUUCAUCUCCCAGAGAACAUCUAUAUGUGCAGUAUGGAGGACAGAGUUAUGGUUUUGAGAUAGAUUCGGCCUCUGUGGAGGUUGUUUUCUCGAAAAUUGAUUCUCACUAUCAAAUGUAUAGCUAAGAUCCGAAUUUGUUUAUAUAAAAUUAUUAGUUGCUUCUCUAUCCCGGUCAAUUAAUCAAUUUCAUAUUCCACCUUAUAAAAUCCUUC